ACACUUUUCUGCGCCGGGGCGAUAACAGAGCGGUCGCUCCCAGGAGCGCCAGAGCGCGAUUUUUAAUAUCCUCGGAUAGAUGGCGCAAGCUACACCCUGUUACGGAGGUAUGGAACAUCUAGUCACAUCCAGCCAUACAAGAGAGACAGCUGUAGAUAGCUGUAGGAUUUGGAUUUGGAGGAUUUGUUGAUUGAUCUUGUAGUCGUUGCAGUCUGUCGGUAGUCGGUUUAUUCCGGAUUGUUAGGAAAGUGGAGGUGGCGCGUACUUCAAGAAUCGAGCGGCUCGAGCUACUCACUGCCUUCUGAUAGUGAUGUAAAUUUCGGUGCUUGAAAGCACGCACAAUGCCUCCGCAGCUUAGGCAGCGACCUCCGCGCGCGCAGGAGCCCAAAAUGACAGCCACCCAACUUCGUCGGAAGCUUCGCAGGUAUGCCAGACACCUCAGCCGACUGUGUCCAGACAUACUGCCAGCCAAGGAAGUCUUUGGCUUCCUUAGUAUCAUCAUGGACAUGCGGACGGACUUCUUUGCCCCAUGUAGCAAGAGCGAGAACCAGCCAUGCCUCAUCCUGAAGCAGCUCGUCUUCUGGAACCUGCUGCUGGAGGGUGCCCGGGUGGAGCUGCUCGAGGUCGCUCCUGAAACCAUCGGCCUUGGUCAGGCAUUACGUCCCAGCAGCCCAGAUGCAGUGCAUCCCAGCUUCCAAUGGGCCUUUCUGCACUGGCUCCUCAAGGAACACAGCUGCAUCAAACAGUUGCGGCUUAGCUGCAGGUUCAUGGACCCCAGUUUCCCGACACCUCUCCUCUCCGACGUCCUUUACCUCAACUCUGGUCUGACAACCCUGGAGCUUGGGUAUGAGUUCAGCAAAGAGGAGUUGGCCAGUGUCUUGCCAGCUGUCGGCAACUUGCGAGGGCUAGAGAGCCUGGUUUUGGAGGAACUAACCUUGUCCCAGGGCUCAGCUGUCUUGCUGGAGGCAGCACUUAAGGAGCUUUCGGUUCUCGCAUCCCUCAGACUAUCACACUUGAGUGUUCCUCCUGGUGAGGGAGUGGAUCGUCUGGGAGUUGCACUCGGCGGUAUGUCGGUGCUGACGUCUCUCUCGCUGUCUUGCACGAGCAUAGAUCCUGCCGAUGCCAAGCUGCUGCUUCGGGGCCUGAGUCUUGGCAUUACCGUGCUCAGCAUAGACGACCAUCUUCUUAAGCCGGGAGGAGGAACUGUUCUUGCCGAGUAUGUUGCACAAAACAGAGUCUUAAGGAAACUGAUGUUAAGGCAACAGGUAUGCUUUGAAAUGACAGAGCUUGAAAACUUCCUGGCAGGACUGCUGCUGAACCGUGGUCUUGAGGAACUGCAUCUUUCGGGCUUCGGACUUCAGGCGUCUGCAAUGGAGUUGCUCGUAGAAGCCGUGGUGGAGCACAAGGCCCUCAGGAUCCUCGACAUUCAGUUCUUCGACGAGUGUUGGCAGAUGGACGGAACGCCCCUCGCCGCCCUCGUCGGUCGGAACACGGGCCUCAGAGAGUUGGUCUUUACGGGCGGCGAAGUCGCCUGCUGCGACGCGUUUGCCAAGGCGGUCCGCGAGAAUGGCACGCUGCAGAAGCUGACACUUGACCUUGUAGAGCCGGAUGACAUGAUCAGCGUCGCUGUCUACAGAGAGCUCCUGGAAGCUCUCUCGUACAAUGAUUCACUCCAGGAGGUCAACUUCGGCAUCAUGUACUCCUGCAUGCUGAGUGACUUUGCCCAGCUGCUUCGGGAGACCAAGACAGAGACGAGGGUCAAGCUGGAGGUUGACGAGGUGGGACCCCUGAGGUUUGCGGAAGUCAUGAAGAACUGCACGGGGUUCUCCAAGAUGAGGUGCUCCGGCCGGUGGAGCAAGCACACCUUGUCCCCAAGAGAGUUGCGGCAUCUGGUCCACUUCUACCGCCUCGAAGACCUCAGCCUCGACCUGGACGACCAGUUGCUCGAGGUUGGCGACGUGACAUGCCUGGCACAUUUUCUGUCCUCCACAAGAACCCUCCGGUCUGCCAGUUUAUGCUUCCUCACGUCGGUGGCAUCCACACGCAUCCUCUUGCAGGCAAUCUCCCGCAACCGGAGCAUCUCGAAUCUCAGCCUCCACGGCUGGGAGUUCGGUCCUUCUGAGGCCAAUCUCCUCUACUUGCUGCUGAGGAACUCCGAGAUCCUGAACCGGCUUUUCCUGCAGCCCAGGGACCCCGAGGGGUGCCUGGCACUGAGCAAUCUGCACGUGGAGCUCACUUUCAACCACAGCCUACUCUCUGUGCACGUGCACCUGGGGUACAACGUCGAGGAGAUGUACGACAUGAUCAAGCACACGACUCACCGCAACACGUCGUUGAUGUACUGUGCAGUUCAGUUUGCCCUGGGAUCCCGCAGCCGACGGUUCGCUGAGGCUUUCGAGCUGGUCUGGAGGAGUCCUGCCGUGGCGAAGGAGGUGCAAAAGUUAACGUCGGAGUCGGAGUUGGUGGCAAGGGAGAGGGUGAGGGCUCGGAAGCGCUACCUCGACGAGAACUUCCUGGCUGUGGCCGGCGUCGUCAAAGAUGCUGUUGUGUGCGUCAAGAACGGUCGGCUCCAGCUGGACCGGAUCGGCCUGGACAACUGGCUCCAAAUAAGGGGAUACCUCAGGGUGGCGGACAUCAAGGAGUCCGUGGCCGCAGCGGCCCACCGUCGGAAGAGGCGCCUGCACAGCCGCUAGACGUCUUGGAAAACUGUUGGGUACUUUUCCAAGAAAGGACUGCCGCUCUUCUGAUCUGUCUUUCGUGUUUCUGUGUUCUGCUGGAGCGCAUCGAGUCACUACAGUAAAACCGCUUCUGUGAAGUGUCUAACAUUCCUACAGAUUGCUCAAGAGGUUGUUUGCUGCAGCAGAUGUCAGCACAUUGUUUGUGGGGUGCUGUUGAGAAUUAGUCUUGAGAGGUGACUCUUCAAGUGGUAUGUAUAGAUCAGUGGCAAAGUCAGGGGGGGGGGGGGGGGGGAAGGCUCUAAUUAUACAUAUGCAUUUUAAUCUCCCCCGCACCCCAAGUCAUGGACAUUCCAGCCACUUCAGCCAGCCCCCCGUUCCCAAAGAAAAUUCCCGGCUACACCACUGGCAUAGACAUACUAGUACAUUUUGCGUGACCUUCUAGAUCUUAAUGUUAUGACUGCUUUAGAUUUCUAGUUUGUGUGUCUGUGCAAAGGUAUUUGCUGUGCCUUGUAAUAGUGUCAUUUGGGCAACAAAAAAAAGAGUGAAAUUUUCAAUAGUGUUGCCGCUAUAGCUUGUGGGGAAUAUUUGAAGGCAUAGGCGCACAAAAACUGCGAUGGAUAUGGUUUUGCAUGCCCGAGCUUGUCAUGACGGGCACUAGAUGUGACUGCUGUCGAAUAUCUUUAAUUGGUUUUAUUAUGCCAGCCUGUUUCUUUGUUUUUUUUUAUUAAAAUUAAUAAUUAUCUCUGCC
Molecule: messenger RNA, 3426 nt
Organism: Ixodes scapularis (black-legged tick)
Lineage: Eukaryota; Metazoa; Arthropoda; Arachnida; Ixodida; Ixodidae
Exons: 2
Coding region: 342-2693 (783 amino acids)
Source: RefSeq, a predicted model, not a curated record